Molecule: messenger RNA, 4990 nt
Organism: Mobula hypostoma (lesser devil ray)
Lineage: Eukaryota; Metazoa; Chordata; Chondrichthyes; Myliobatiformes; Myliobatidae
Gene: plekha5
Product: pleckstrin homology domain containing, family A member 5
Exons: 30
Coding region: 204-4046 (1280 amino acids)
Cellular component (GO): cytosol
Molecular function (GO): phosphatidylinositol-3,5-bisphosphate binding; phosphatidylinositol-3-phosphate binding; phosphatidylinositol-5-phosphate binding
Source: RefSeq, a predicted model, not a curated record
CGAACCCGUUCCCCGUCCUAUGCACCCCGCCCCCAGCUCGAUCCGGAGGAAUCUUCCCCCUCACCUCGGGCGCCUGCCCGGGCGACGCUCGUGCGCAGCGGUCACUACCUGGUCGGGGCGCGCGCCGGCCACUGGAGCGUGCGGACACGACGGGGAGGAGUCACAGGCGUCGGGAGUGCGCAGGGACCUCCCCGGCUCCAGAUAUGGCGGACUGCAAGUCCGAGUGGCUCCGGCUGCCGGGGUCCUGGUCUCACGGUGUUACCCGGGACGGGCGCGUCUUCUUCAUCGAUGAGGAAGCACAGCGAACAACCUGGCUGCAUCCAGCGACAGGCGAGGCCGUCAUCAGCGGGCACCGCAAGACGGCAGAUCUACCAACCGGUUGGGAAGAAGGAUACACCUUCGAAGGGGCGAGGUAUUACAUUAAUCACAAUGAAUGGAAGGUAACUUGCAAACAUCCAGUUACAGGACAUACAUCGCAAGAAAACUGUAUAUUUGUCAUGAAUGACGAUUUCAGGACUGCUGCAGCAAUAGCGUCACAAGACAAAAAAGAUCGACCAGUGAGCUUGGUCAGUGAAGUUUCUACAUAUACCAUGGCAUCCGAAAUGGCUCUGCUUCCAACUAGUCCUGUUUGCCGAUCAUCAAGACCUUCAAAGAAAAUUCACAACUUUGGGAAAAGAUCAAAUUCCAUUAAGAGGAAUGCAAAUGCACCAGUUAUAAAGCAUGGCUGGCUUUACAAACAGGACAGUACUGGUAUGAAGCUCUGGAAAAAACGUUGGUUUGUACUUGCUGAUCUCUGCCUGUUCUAUUAUAGAGAUGAAAAGGAAGAAGGCAUUUUAGGAAGCAUUCUUCUUCCUAGUUUUAAGAUAACUCCAGUUAUGCCUGAAGAUCAUAUUAACCGAAAAUAUGCAUUUAAGGCUGCCCACUCAAACAUGCGAACCUAUUAUUUCUACACGGAAACAGCAAAGGAGAUGGAGUCCUGGAUGAAGGCCAUGAUAGAAGCUGCACUUGUCCAGACAGAGCCUGUGAAGAGGAUGGAGAAAGUUGCAACUGAAAUUGCACCACGACAAGAGGUUAACCAUGUUGUAAACCACAAAAUAUUAGUGAAGCCUGAACUUAAGAGCAACCAGCAAAAUAUAGACUCCACUUUGAGUCAUAAAUCAAUAAACAAUACAAGCAUCACUCAUACUGAUAAAUAUGGUUUUGAGACAGAUGGGCAGGACCAGCACAAGCCCUUAACUAAAAUCAAUAGUGUAAAGCUGCAUCCUGCAAAAUCGGAAACUGAGAAUGUUGCAUCAAGUACCACCACUGUUCAAAUUCUACAAUAUAAAUCUUUGCAAACAAAUAGUUCCAAUGAGCACAGUCCGAUUGGGCCCAUUUGUGAUCCUGUAGGAAAUAUGACCUUUGGGAGAGAGAGACUGGUUAGUCAAAAUGAAACUGGAAGGGGAAUCCAAAGGACUAAUUCAAUGGUGCAGUUGGAACAGUGGGUGAAAACGCAGAAAGGAAGAGGCCAAGAGGAAGAACCCAGGAGUGUCACCUGUUAUCAGACAUUACCAAGAAACUUGCCAAGUUAUCGGACUCAGGCCAUGCCAUGUUACAGAACAUUGCCUCGUCAUAGCAGCACAAGAACUGACAGUGUCUGCACAGUGAUGCCUUCUGCCUACGACAGAGUAAUUCGAGCACCUUCGUCACAAGAAAAGCGGAAGUCAAUGCGAGAUGAUACCAUGUGGCAGCUAUACGAAUGGCAGCAGCGGCAAGUUUAUAAUAAACAUGGAACACUUAGCAGACAUGGUGCUCCUCUCGCUAUGGUGAAUCUAGUUGACCAAUCACGCUCAAUUCCUCCAUCACCUUCCCAUGGCUCACUGGCUCCGUAUCAGGUAUACUCUCCCCUAAGAUCCUACAACAUGGAAUCCAGAUUGGAGCUUUCGCCACCUGUUUUAAGAGGGGACAUGACAAUUGAUUCCAUUAAGUCUCGGCGUUAUAGAACACCUGUUAACAGGAUUAACUGUCCACCUGAAAGAAAGUCAAUGCCAGCUGGUUUACCUGUACAGACUCUCACAACAGAGAACUUGCAAGGGAAAACGCCGGAGGAGCUGACAUUACUGCUAAUCAAGCUGAGGCGGCAGCAAGCGGAACUGAACAGCAUCCGGGAGCACACAGCAGCCCAGCUUGUGCAAUUGAAUCUCAGUGAUGCAAAUCCCAAGAAUGAUAUCCUCAUUCAUCACCUUCAAAGAAAUCUCGUGUAUUUGGAUUAUCAGAUGAAAGAAAAUGAACCUUUAAUCGCCACAGUUCACACUAUGAUUGAGAAUUCAGCACCAAGGCCACAAGUAUACAAGCAACUGGCUCAACAUGAUGAAUACAGAGAAACUUUAUACAGUCACAGAACUGAAGAACUAGAUGUAGAUGCGAAACUGAGCCAGUUGUGUGAGCAGGAUAAGGUUGUUCAUGAGCAGGAGGAGAAACUGCAGCAGCUGCACAAGGAAAAACAUACACUGGAACAGGCGUUAUUAGCAGCCAGCCAAGAGAUUGAAAUGAAUGCAGACAACCCCAGUGUGGUGCAAAGUGUGGCCUUACAGAGAGAUGUCUUGCAAAAUGGAUUACUCAGCACCUGUCGGGAGAUAUCAAGGGCCACUGCAGAGCUCGAAAGAAUGUGGAGAGAAUAUGACAAGUUAGAAUAUGAUGUAACUCUUGCAAGAAACCACUUACAUGAGCAACUGGACAGAUUUGAAGGAGUUCAGGCGGAUUUAGCUGGCCACCAACGCUCUCAGAUCCAAAAGGAACUCUGGAGAAUUGAAGAUGUUAUGGAGGGACUUAGCAAGAACAAACAGCAAAGGAAUAUUGCCAUUGCUGUGUCACAAUCUGGACCUGCUUCAACCCUAAGGCAUAGACAGGAGGAAGAUGAAACAGCCCCUCCUCGUCCUCCUCUCCCCCAAUUAUUUGACUUGACAGAGAAGGGUCCCUCAAUUCCUCCUCUUCCCAGUGAGAGAAAUCUUUACCCUUGUUCUACCAGAAACCUGGUGCAUCUAGACAAAGCGAAGAUCCACCCUGAACUGGAAGAUCCGAGGAAUGGUGCAGAUGCAGGUCCUGAUUAUCGGCAAUACAAGAGUGAGCCAGAACUGACGACUGUCACAGAGGUUGAUGAAUCAAAUGUGGAUGAGAAGUCAGAAGUGGUGCCUGACAAAGAAAGUGUCAUAUGUAAAGGCCUGUCUUUUCCGAUUGGGAUCGUUCCACCUAGAAGCAAGUCUCCAAUUAGCGAAUCUUCCACGAUUGCUUCGUAUGUCACAUUAAGGAAGCACAAAAAGAUGGAUGGAACUGGGCCUCAUGUGGAAAGGCCCAGGAGUGCGGUCGAGCAGCUUUUCCUGGCAGAGGGUCCACGACCUAGAAUGAGUGUUGAAGAGCAACUUGAGAGAAUAAAACGCCAUCAGCAGGCUUCUCUAAAAGAUAAAAGGAAAGGAUUGAGUUUAUUAACCCUACAAGAUCAAUCUCCAGCAAAGAAUCUGUCAAGAGAAAACAACCAGGCAAAGCCUCCUCAUCCUAUGGAUAAAUACUCACUUUACAGAAAUAGAACAGUUGAAAAUAAUAUUAAGGAUUUGGAAGCUGCUGUUCGAGAUGAUAAUUAUGAUCAACAUCCAGAAACUGCUGCCGAAGAAAUUGCCCGUUUAAAGGAAGGAAACGUUGAGUCGAAUCAGCAGCAGUCAGAAAGCAGGAAAGAUUUUCCAAGCCAGGAGCUCAAGAUUGAGAGGUGCAAUGAAGCUGAAUCGGAAAUGCCAAGUCCUAACAAAAUCAUGAGUAAAUCAACAGCUAUUGAUGAAAUAGAAAUCAAAAGCAGUGUGCAAACUGUGACCCCAGUUAUUAACCUCAAAACCAACACUGAUGAGGAAAAUGCAGAAGGAGUAAGGCUGAUUGCUAUCUCCAGUGAAGUAGCUACAGAUGCACCAAGAAGCAGCAAACUUGUAAGAGAAAAUAAUCUUUCUCCACCACAAUCCCCAAAAUCUCCAUCUCCAUCACACCCACAGCUCACUGAAGGAUCUCAUUUUAUGUGUGUAUGAGGUUUAGAAAAAACUCAGGCCAUUGACACAGGAAAACUGUAAUCCAUGCAACACAAUUUUGAAGGACUUUGACUGCAGUCAGAAGUGCUGUGGGACUACGUUCAAAAGACAGCACCAGUGUAUGGAAAUCAAGUGCACCAGAGCACAGAAGUUCAAGCAAGUGCGACACUUGACUCAUUAUUAAACACUCCUUAUAGGAAAUACCAUUUUGUUGGAUAUAAUACCGAUAUUUUGCUUACUUCAGGAGCAUGUAUUGGUUCACGGUAGUUUUGUAACUUACUCUUUUUAAAUUGUCCAUAUAUAGAGAUUAUGGUACAUUAGCAUAAAUGGUGAUUAGGAUCUUAAUUUGGUUUACACGUUAGAAUUUUGUUUGCAUUUUAAAUUGUGUAGUAUGUUUAAUUUAAUGCCUGACUUUAAGUUCACUUGUAACUGUUGCCAUAUCUUUUAAGAAAUCGCUAAAGUUUAAGAUAUACAGUAGGAAAUGGAUUCAUAUUUGUUUUGUUACUAUUUUCAUUGAUUGCAGUGCCAUUGUACUGGUGCAAAAUAAUGCUAUUAUUUGGUAAUGCCAUCUGCUGUAACUAUUUAUACUUAAUGUUGUAAUGAAUGCAGUUUCUGCCAAACUGCUCUCAGCAAAAUGAAAACUGUUCCACUGGUUAUUUUUUAAUUUCUCUAUGUUCUUUAUCUUUCGUGACUUUUUCAUACAAGCUUUGUGGAGGGUUUGUUUCAGCUCCACUAUGCCAUAUAGCUCAAGUGCAAAGCAAUAUGUAGAGGGCUUAAUAUUCAGUACCCCAUUGUUUGUAAAAAUUGUAAUUAUGUUCAUUGUGUACAUAGCGUACAAUGAGCAGAGUCUAUAAUUAUAAGAUGCUAAUUACAAGUGUUAAUAUGCCUUGUCCAUAUCACAUCCUGUUUUAUAUCAUGUUAUAAUAAAUGGUAAUGCUAUUUUG